UAAUAAACAUUGUUUUUUCGUCAGCCGACGAAGGUGGUACGACUGACACUUGUGCCUAUUGAUUUUGCUUUCUGCAGAAUUAAUUUUUAGAGAGUUUCCUCUACUCCCGUGUGUGUGCCCCCCAAUUGCUGGCGCUAGAGUGUUUCCUUUACUUCCAAAUUCCAUCGACUCCGUGCAACCAGCCGUGUUGCAGUGCAUUGCCACCAGCGCUAGUGGCGUACGUUCCGAGCAGAAGGCGUGUAACGCGGCAUGAAUCAGUGGUGUGAAUGAUGAAACGAUGAGCCUGUAAAUAGUGGUGUGACUCCCGGUAGUGUUAAUCUUCCUUCUGCCGUUCCCAGUGCUAGCUCCGUUUCCAGUCUCGAAUGGUGGUUUAGCAUAGUGUGUAUGUGUGUGUAUAGCGCAUAGUAGCCGUACCGUAGCCGUGCAUAGCAGUAGCGCACCCGCUGCCGGGUGUGUAUUGAAAAGAAAGGCGUUCACCACAGUGUGCCCAGAGUGACGACAAAGUUGGUGUCCCGCAGCACACAUCGACCGCGUUUUUGUCUCUUUCCGCGGGUGCGCUUUCAACCCCGGUCGCCGCAGUUACCAUACCAGCAGCAGCACCAGCAUGGAGAUUGUGCGUGCCGUAUCGGACACGUUCUGGUCGACGCGAGUGUGGCUGCCGCCGAACAUCACCUGGGAAGACAUACGGCCGGGUGUGCGAGCGGACGUGAACCAUGCCGACUACCGGCACCUGAUCUACCCGAUACCGCUGGCCGCGGUCAUUAUCGUGCUGCGCUGGAUUAUUGAACGAUAUUGGAUUGCACCGGUCGGUAAGGCGCUCGGUAUCAAGAGCACAGGACCAAAGCCACCGAAACCAAACAAAGUACUGGAGGCGGCAUACAAUGUCAACGCCCGGCUAAGCCACAAAACGACGAUGCGAUUGAUGAAGCAGGUGGAUUUGAGCGAGCGACAGAUCGAGUACUGGUGGAGACGCCGCCGGGCCCAGGACAAACCGACGACGCUGGUCAAGUUUUGCGAAACGUCGUGGCGAUGCAUCUACUACACGUACAGCUUCAUCUUCGGCAGCAUCGUGAUGUGGGACAAGCCGUGGCUGUGGGACAUCAAGCAGUGCUGGUACGGCUACCCGCACCAAUCGGUCACGAACGACAUCUGGUGGUACUACAUGAUCUCGAUGGCGUUCUACUGGUCGCUGACCGCGUCCCAGUUCUACGACGUCAAGCGGAAAGAUUUCUGGCAGAUGUUUGCCCACCACAUGAUCACGAUCCUGCUGAUGGCGCUCAGCUGGGUGUGCAAUCUGCACCGGGUCGGCUCGCUCGUGCUGCUGGUGCACGAUUGUGCCGACAUCUUCCUGGAGUCCGCUAAGCUGACGAAGUACGCACAGUAUCAGAAGGUGUGCGACACCAUCUUUGCCAUCUUCACCGUCGUGUGGAUCGUGACGCGGCUGAUGCUGUACCCGCGCAUCAUCUACAGCUCGUCGGUGGAGGCGCCCCAGAUACUGCCCAUGUUCCCGGCGUACUACAUCUUCAACACGCUGCUAAUACUGCUGCUCGUGCUGCACAUAUGCUGGACGUAUUUGAUCGUGCAGAUUGCAGUGAAGGCGAUCAAAUCGGGACAGAUGGAGGGCGAUGUGCGGUCCAGCUCGAGCGAGGAAAUCUCCGACAGCUCGGAAAACUCGCGCCCGGUGCUAACGAACGGUGGUACGCCGAAGAAGCAGCCGAGCAAGAACGGAACGACGACGGCGAACAGCGUCAGUGCUUCCCCGAAGAAGAAACAAUAAAACAACAAAACCCGUGUGUAGCACCGACGCAACGACGACCGGCCUUUGGUGUGGGUCGGGGCUUUGGCCACUCAAGGCCGCCACCUAUAGAAGUGCAUGCAUCACGGCAGGGGUGCCACCAGCAGAGGCGGUGGGGUGGCACGCGUAUAUCAUCACGUAGCUGGCGAAUGCGUCCCACGCGUAACGCAUUCCCUAAACACACACACAGAAAACACACGAAAAAAAAGAACAAAACAAAACGCAUUACACGCAUGUUACUAUUGGGUUUUGUAUCAUGCUGAGAGUAAAAGAAAAACAAAACCGCAUCAUGUUACACUACCGCUGCAUUAUAUAGUAUAGUCGAUCGUGGACGUGUGUGUUUGCACGUGCUGCGAGGAACCUAGAACCCUUGGAGAACUAGCUGCAUACGAUGCAGCCAGGGUGCAACGCUACUAUACCUAAAUCCCCAGUUUCUCUUACCCGUUUAGUUAAAUAGUGCAGAGGAAACGGAACGGAUUGAUGAUAGAUUUAACCAGCAAAGAGUAGGGAAGGCUUCGUAAAGGAUCGGACCGGACGAACGGAUGUACCAGCUCCGCACCAGGGGUUCACAUUGUUUUCUUUAUUUCCGUUUUUCUUCCUUCCUCUAGGGUACAUUUAAACGAGAUAGGAUUAUGGAGAAGCAGCUCCUUCCCCUGUGUUUUGCUGUAAGAAGAAAUUGUACUGCAGGAUUAUUUGUGAACAAAGAAGAAACGCAUUAGAAAAAGAAAGCAAAACGGUGGAAGUGUAAUUGAAACUGAAAUCAAACACACAGCGCAGAAGCUAGAGAUAAGUAUUUAUUAGCUAAGUAAAUCGUUAGUAGAAGCGGCGAGCGGCAGCUCGCAGCUGCAAAAUGGGGUGGAAAACCAGUGGUUGAAUUUGCAACAAAAGCGACACAAAUAUCGUGAGUGUGUUGAUUGAUCGUGUUUAGCUGAAGGGAAAGCGAAUGAUAGGGGAGAAAAGUACACAAAGUAGUACAUACGUAAACACAGCAAAUGUUGUUAAGGCUGGCGCGUGUGCGCGUUUGUGUUGCAACAAACGAGCUCUAACAAAAAGAGGAAACAAAAAAACGGGACAAAAUCAGUAAUAAAUAUAGUUUGAAAGUGACAAUGAAAAGCAAAAAACGCGAAGGGUUGUGGAGUAAAAAAAAAUAGUCCCAAAACGGUCAUUGCAGAUUGCAGAUCGCGUUGCUUACGGCAAUUUUGCUCUGCCCUUAUUUGUAGCAACAAUUUCCGCAUUUCCGCACACAUUCCGCAUUAGCAGCUGCCCUAUUUUGCCUUCUCUCUCGUGUGUUGUAUUUUGGUUUGCUGAUUAAGGGUUUUUUUUUUUGUUAUAAAAGAUAAAGGAUAAAACGUGGCAUUAGUGACGAAGCGCAGUCGACAUGUUGAAAUAUUUAGCUAGAUAUUUCGUAGAUCGUUUAAGCGAGCGUGUACCAAAUACUCGACGAUUUAAAUGGUGCUCUGGUGAUGAUGAUGAUGUGCUUGCUUUUGUGGUAUCUUCGUUUUGUACUAAAAGAUGUAAUUCAUCAGCUGCGCGUCCCGUUUCUAUCCUCAAUAACCAGCAAACAUGCUGGGGCUUCUGCUCUUGAGCGCGUGAAUGAUCAGUCAAAUCAGUUAAUGGUAUGUUGUCUCGUUGAGGGCGGUGGGCGUCCUAUAGUGCGCCGACUCUGCGCUGUUUUCAUUCACUCUACCAAAGUUUAUGUUUACUGUACUCUGGAAUAUGAUGAUCGUUAGGAUGGUCGCACCGGUAACUCACGCGCGGGCGGAUGGAAAUCGAGAAAAAGGACAUCGUUGUAUCGUGUUUGAUCGAACGAUCGCAUAGUGUGUGAGUGUGUGUGUGUGAAAAGAUAGUGCCCCCUCCAAAAAAAAAAACAAUAUAAAUAUCCUUCAUAAGACUGCAUAGCAGAAUAGAGAGGAAGAACUCCUGUGCAAAGAGGAAAAGGCACCGCGACGCGAUGCUGGUUGCAGUGGGUGAUAGGUGUGAGGCAUGAGGCAAAUGGGAAUGAAACAGACGAACAACGCGAGAAAAAGAGCUAGCUAUAUGUAGGUAAAAAUAGUAAAAAAGUGUUUUACAAAUUACAAGAGAUAUUCACGAUGAGUCGACGAAAGUCUUCGUCAUUUUUGAAAUCUUCGCUUGAGUGUCCUUACUGAAAAACAAACCCCUAUAACGAACAACCUUUUUAUCCUGUUAUUUUUUCUUCCUCUUUAUCAUCAUAUACCAGCUAACUGCAUUCGUACUACAAAUGGGGGAAAUGUUCAGUUCCCUCACACUCCAUUACCAUCACCUUUUUCGAUCGGGGUUUUCUUCGCUGCUGCUCGAGAGCAUGUAAUCGAAGCAACCCGCGGCGCUCUCCAUACCAGCUAGUUUUAGAUAAAUGUUCAUCAUUAACGCAUUAUUAACAGCAAAAACAAACGUGUAUAUGCUUAGGAAAAAGUCCUCUUCUGCAAAAGUGUCGCUAGAACAGGGAUAGGACACGUACGUGUAGUAGACGAGAAGGGGUAGAAAGGGAAGCCGUUUACCGUUUUGGGCGUGAGUGCGUGUGUGUGAGAGAGGAAGGUGGAAAAGAAUGCAAAUGGUGUUAGAAGAAAUCACAUCACGUCGCGAGAAAAUCAGUAAAUCAGUUAAAACAAAAUAAAACAAAAUCAGUUUCCCGGGAACAAGUAAAUGA
Anopheles coluzzii is the source of this 4460-nucleotide messenger RNA. Its product is annotated as ceramide synthase 6. Gene Ontology annotation, biological process: ceramide biosynthetic process. The coding region runs from base 605 to 1777 and encodes 390 amino acids. The transcript is spliced from 5 exons. Gene Ontology annotation, molecular function: sphingosine N-acyltransferase activity; DNA binding. Lineage: Eukaryota; Metazoa; Arthropoda; Insecta; Diptera; Culicidae. The record is from RefSeq and is a predicted model, not a curated record. Gene Ontology annotation, cellular component: membrane.